Messenger RNA from Pseudocercospora fijiensis CIRAD86, 1302 nucleotides. RefSeq lists its product as uncharacterized. NCBI's taxonomy places the organism in Eukaryota, Fungi, Ascomycota, Dothideomycetes, Mycosphaerellales, Mycosphaerellaceae. The transcript is spliced from 2 exons. Bases 1 to 1302 code for a protein of 433 amino acids. Gene Ontology annotation, biological process: spliceosomal tri-snRNP complex assembly. The record is from RefSeq and is a predicted model, not a curated record.
AUGGAAUCCGCCAACACCCCCGCGCUACUUCUUCUGGAUCUGCCGCCUUCAGCCCUCGCGGGCAUCGAUCUUCUCAGCUUCACAGUCACGCCUCGAUUUCGCGGUGUGAAAGACCUUCCGCCGGGCUUCCACUUCGCUUUCGCGGGAACAAGUGCAGCAUUUUCCGAGCGACACGGACUGUGGUUUCGCAUCCCAGGCCGCACAGAGUCGAGAGAAACACCGCUGUUUGUGGCGAAAUGGGAUGCAAAGGAGGAAACGCUGAUAGCCGAGUCCGAUGACGCUGAGAAGUUGCGAUGGCGAGCGAAUGUGGGUAGCAUCUGGAGGGAAGGACUGACUCCAUACCGACAAACGAGCACUGCAGCAUCGCAAGACGAAGCAGAGGAAGAAGUCGUUGACUGGCCAAUUUUGACGUCUUCUAUCACUGCAGCACUUCUCAACCGGAUCACUGGUGGCGACUCGACACGAUGGCGCUUGUCAUCGGCCAGCUCGGCAAGACGAGAUAUCGAAGACAUUCCUGGGCUUAACGAAGACGACAAGAAAGAAUUACAGGCAGAUCGAGAGCUUUACUUCUUACCCAUUGACUUGAAGCAGACGUGGCGAGAGGGCGCAACCGGGCGAGAGCGUACAGAAGCAGCGCAAGACCGAACAUGGGCGUUAAAUCACGUCGUCGAGCAGCACUGCACGGAUGGCGACAUGAGCGAGGUCAUCGGAGAGAUGCAGUUCUGCUUUCUAAUGCUUCUGACACUCAGCAACUUCUCAUGCCUCGAGCAGUGGAAGCGCAUCUUGUCUCUGAUAUUUACGUGCAAGAGCGCGGUCCAGACAAGCCCAGACUUCUUCAUCAAAGCCAUUGCGGCACUACGUCUGCAACUACAGCACUGCAAGGACGCCGAGGGAGAACUCAUAGAUCUCGCCGACGAAGGCGGCUCCUUGCUCAAGCAACUACUUGUCAGGUUCCGGAAAGGUCUCGAAGGGUUGACAGGUACCGGAGUGCAAGAUGUAGUUGACGAGCUCGAUGAUGUUGAGGAGUAUCUCCGCCAAGAUCAUGGUUGGCAGUUCGGUGGUAACUAUGCUCGUUCGGGAGUGCUAGAACUUGAAGACGGCGAGCAAGUGCAAAUGGAAAGCACGGCUUAUGAUGAAGAUGACGAGACUGGCGAAUUUGCACCCCAGAUUGUUGAUCUGACACCUCAGCAGGCUCGAAUGCUCGGUGUUACUGCGCAAGACACACGAGAUUUAGGCCUGAUGCAAGAAGUUGGCGAUGAGGAAGAUAUGCAAGAUGUCGACGAGAUGGAUGCUCGCUACUGA